AUGGCAGCGGCAGAGGGCAGCAAGGAGGAGACGAGCAGGAGGAAGGCAGAGCGGGUGGCGCUGCCGGCGGGCAUGAUACUGGUGCAGGUGUUGACGGUGGUGACCAUGCUAUUGUCCAAGGCGGCGCUCAACGGCGGCAUGCAACCCCUGGUCCUCCUCGUCUACGGCAACCUCGUCGCUGCUGCCACCGUUGCCCCCCUUGCCGUCGUUUUUGAGAGAGUUUUGCUGGCGACGGGGCUGUACUACUGCGCCCUACGGACCACCAGCGCCGCCUAUACCGUCAACUUCUUCAACCUCAUUCCCGUUGUCACCUUCCUCAUCGCCGUCGUGCUCCAGGCCGAGCGCAUCUCCCUCGGCACCUGGCCCGGCAGGAUGAAGCUGGUCGGCACGGCCGUUGGUGUCGCCGGCACCAUGGUGGUCAGCCUAUGCAAGGGCCCUCAUCUCCCGCUGCCGCACCUCCGGCUGUCCAAUGCCCACGCCCACGCCAGCGCACCGGCACCGGCGUCGGUGAUCCAAGGUGGCCACGACAUGGCCGUCGGCACGCUGUUCAUGUGUGGGAGCUGCGUGAGCUAUGCACUAUGGUUCGUGGUGCAGGCUAGGGUUGCCAAGGUGUUCCCGUCCCGAUACUGGUCCACUGCGCUCACGUGCGCGGCGGGCAGUCUGCAGUCAGCCGCGGCUGCCGCGGCGGCGACCGUCCUAGCACCCCGCGAGGGCUGGGCGGCGGAGUGGAGGAUGGGGUGGGACCUGCGCCUGGUCACAGUGGUGUACUCCGGGGUCUUCAACACCGGCGUCACGUUCGUGCUCGUGUCGUGGGCGGUGGCGCGCCGCGGGCCCGUGUACCCUCCCAUGUUCAACCAUAGAUUAAAAUAA
Molecule: messenger RNA, 870 nt
Organism: Aegilops tauschii subsp. strangulata
Lineage: Eukaryota; Viridiplantae; Streptophyta; Magnoliopsida; Poales; Poaceae
Source: RefSeq, a predicted model, not a curated record